CUGUUUGCACGUCGCAGGUUUGCGUAAAGGAGGCAGCAACGUCUGAAAAUGGGACGCAUGCUAACUAUAGUCAGUGUCUUUGCACACUGUUAUUGUUUAGUUUGUCUCUCCACAAUGACAUCAGCUGAGUUAUUGCGAUGUCUGAUUCAUUGCACAAACUGCACGUGGAAGGAAAAGCCUAAUCCUGUCUGAAUUAUGGUCCCCUUGGCUUUUGGAUAUUUAUUUCCCUUUAUCCCUCCUUUUCAGAUUGAAGACUUGUGAGAGGAUUUAACUGAGAUUAUGAGUAGGGAUUUUGAUGGAUUUUCUUCAUUUUAAAAGUCAUUAAUUUAUUGUGCUGCUACUCAUUUAAUUUAUUUGCAAAACUGCAGAUUAUAAAGUGUUGAAUGCCGCUUCCUAUAAGUAUGUAAGUGUAUUAUUUUAUUGUCUAGAGCAAGACGUGUGUGAAGUUUAACUGUGAACACGCAGCAAGAGUUUACUUUGGCACUAAUUGUGAAUUUCUUUGGGCCAGUACAGAUUUUUCAUCCGUUUUUAUCCUGCUGAUACAGUUUUAUCUCCAUGAACUAAAAUGAACAGAAUAAAUAUCUUGACAUUUAUGAUUCUGGAGGAAGAAACUUCCACAUUGAAGUUAUAACUCUUCUUGCUUAUGAAACUUAGGACACAGCAAAGGUGCAUUCAAGUGCUAAAAAACAAGACAUGCAGACAUAGUCAGAGUUCACAGUUCAGAAUUAAUUGAAAACAGUGGAUGUUGAUUUUAUUUAAAUAUCCUGUUUGAACAAAGUACAGUUUGAAGAAAUUAGUCAUAUUUGCAAUCCAAAUGUGAAUUUCUGCUUCCAACAUUUCCUGCAUGUCCUUUUUCAUUCGCUAUGUUUCCUGUUUCAAUUUCUUUCACAUGUAUUUCCAUGAAAACUUUACAAUUUUCACGAAACUUUUCAGUGUGAGCUAAUAUCACACCUGCAUUAUGAGAAUCAGGAUGUUAUGUGCAAAAAUGAUUUGUUAUGAGAUUGUCAUAUUUGCAUUAGCUUUAGUUUGGCACACCAUGAUGGUAUGAGGCCAACAGUAAUAUAGUAUUUGCAAAGGCCGUUCCCCAUAAAGUUGUUUUCUGUGUGAGAGGCUCAGCCCCCUCAGGACAGCUGCUUCCCGCCCAUUAGUUCAGAAUCUGCCCCGCCCCUCUGCUGUUUCACUGCUUUCAUAACACCAAGCUCACUCGAGCUGCUGCUGUCGGACUGGCUGUCCCGGUGCUUAAAGACUGCUUAAACACAAGGAGGACCGUCCUGUCUCUGCUGGCCUUUUCUCUCUGCUGAAGCAGACCACCAGAGGAGAGGACAGGUUAUUCAUUACAUCGUCACUGGUGUCCGAGAGUUCCGUCAGCCAGAGCCAGCAUGGAGGAAGAGUCUAAACAAAGAAGAAUGACCAUGGAUUUUUCCCAGCUGCACACAUAUACGCCUCCACAGUGUGCUCCAGAGAACACCGGCUAUACUUACUCUCUCAGUUCCAGUUACUCCACUGCAGCAUUAGAGUUUGAGAAGGAGCACCAGAUCGCUCCCGUCUACGAGUCGCCUAAGAUGUCACGGAGGAGUCUGCGCCUGCAGAACAGUUCCCGGCAUUAUGGUAGCGAAAGCUUGGCUGAUUAUUCCCAGAACCACAGCAGCAGCUACGCCAGCACCAGGAGAGAGACGCGGACGCCUCGGAGCAGGAAACAGCUGCCCAGCUCCAGCUCCCUGUCUCUGUCCCUGAGCCAGAUCGCCACACCGAGACAAACCUUGUCCUUCUCAGCUGUCAGCACCCCGAUUGACAACAGCAGAGCUGAGGAGAGCAGCAGGACGGCCGAGGUCUCAAAUCUCAACACGGCAUAUGACCAGUCCCACCUGAGACACCGUACCAUCACCACCACCACUACUACAACCACCACUGUGGACGGGCAGUGGGGACAGAGCUCCGGUCACAGUUCAUCCAGCAUCAACGGCGACGCCAGCUCAUCAGGGUCCCACACGCUACUCGCUAAUGGCUACAUCUGCAAAGACUGCUCGUUACACUCUCAGAAGACGAACUCCUCCAUCACACGGACGUCAUCGUCGUCACUGUUGUCGUCAGCUCAAGCAGAAGGAGAACUCUCCACCAAUGCCCUGUCCUCCCCCUCUUCACCUUACACCAGCAUCUACACCAGAGACAGGAGUCGGAGGAACAGGACAGGAGUCUUGAUGUCUGUGUCUAACUCGUGUUGGCAGUACAGCAAACAAGCCCUGGCACCCAUCAUCUCCGUAGUCUCCCUUUUCUUCAGUAGUGUGGUCCGUGUGGGUUCAUGGGUCAAAAGUUCAUCAGAAAAAGGCAUGUCUCUAGGUGUCCUAGCAUCGUUUUGGGACUCGGUGAGACAAACGACUUCCCUGAGUUUGUCCAAACUUUGGCUGCUUAAGCAGACUGCUUCCCAAAGGACCAUGAGCUCCAAGGCGGCUGCCUAUGAAGAACAAGCUCACUCGAGUUUCUGUGGAAGCAUGAACGUGAAGGAUCUGGUGAAUGAAGACGCAUCUCAUCUUAAUCUCAACGGUUCCCUGUGUGAUGACUGCAAAGGGAAGCAGUACUCUGAGACACACACCACCCUCCUCUCUCAGUCCUCCCGCUCCCAGUGCCUGGUGGGGGCGCUGUGGAGCGUAUUAACUUUUGCAGGCUGUUGCCUCCUGCUGCCAGCGUACGGUGUGGUGAGAGCAGGUAAAGCUUUGGGUUCAGGAGUCGGAGCAGCAGCACAGAGGCUCGUCUCUUUUGUCUGGAUGCUCCUGGCGUCUCCAGUGAAUGGAUGCAAGGGACUGAUGUGGUUUCUUGCUAGAGGAUGGUACCUGCUGGUGUCUCUCAUGUCUCUCCUCAACGUCUUCUUUCUGACCCAAUGCCUUCCCAAACUCUGGAGGCUCCUGUUGCUCCUUCUGCCUUUUUUACUCCUCCUACUUUUGUGGUUGUGGGGUCCCUCCGCUGCUGCCCUGCUAGCCUACCUCCCAACCGUUAACCUCACUGAGUGGCGUCCUGUAUCUCCCCUCCUCUUCCUGUCUAACUUUGGGGCUGUUCCAGCAUCUGCUCCUGCAUCAGAGCCUCCAAAGGAACAGACUCCGGCCACCCCAGUUUCACAUGCAGCACCAAUCCUUCCCCCAGUUGUGGUUUCUGGUGUGGACUUGGAGCGCCUGGAUCGUGUCGAACACCAGCUAGCUCUGCUGCGGGACCGAGUCCAGCAGGGAGACGAGAAGCAGGAUCAGCGUCACCGUGACAUCCUGGGUCUUUACACAACCCUAAGAGAGCAGCUCCACACUCAUACUGAAAGGGAGCGUUUGGAGGCGUGGAUGUCCUCCUUACUGGAGCAGCGACUCGGCGUGCUGCGAGAGAAACUGGAGCAGGAGAACACACACGCAGCACAAAGUGCAGAGCUGCAGAAACAGCAACAGGAAAGUCAGGCAGCACGUCUUGCAGAUUUAGAGUUGCUGCUUAAGGCUUUGGCAACGAGGACUGAGGAGAUGCAGCAGAAGCAGCAACAGUAUGAACUCCAUAAGGACGAGAGCGUGAAGGAGGUCAUCACACCAGCAGCGGAGACGGCUCCUGUCAGUGUGGGUGUGAAGCAGGAGGACCAUGACGCUUUGCUGGCAGAGGUGCAGAAGCUUGAGUUGGAGCUUAGUAGAAUCAAAGGGGACCUCCAGGGUGUUCUUGGAUGCAAGGGCCGAUGUGAACAGCUGGACACUCUGCAGGAAACGAUAUCUGGCCAGGUGUCCUCGCAGAUACGGAAAGAACUGCAGGCUCUGUUCUUUGGUGCUGGUGAAUCAGGAGAGCAGCAGGGUCAGGUGCCGGAGUCUCUGGUGCUCUGGCUGUCCCAGCGCUACGUCAGCACACCUGACCUGCAGGCGGCACUGGCCUCACUGGAGCUCAGCAUCCUGAGUAACAUCUCACAGCAGAUGGAGCUCAGCCGGUCCCAGACGCUCAGUGAAGCCAAGUCCCAAUCCCAAAACAUUGUUCAGACUAUAACCGGUACUGUCCACCACGCAUCUGCUUCUGAGGGGCUGAGUGAAGAGCACGUGAAGCUGAUUGUCCAGAACGCCCUGAAGUUGUACUCCCAGGACCGAACAGGCCUGGUGGACUACGCCCUGGAGUCUGGAGGCGGCAGCAUCCUUAGCACUCGCUGCUCUGAAACAUACGAGACAAAGACGGCCCUCAUGAGCCUGUUUGGGCUGCCGCUCUGGUACUUCUCUCAGUCUCCACGAGUCGUCAUCCAGCCUGAUGUGUAUCCAGGUAACUGCUGGGCGUUCAAAGGCUCUCAAGGUUAUCUGGUGAUCAGGUUGUCCCUGAGGAUCCUGCCAACGUCCUUUGUUGUGGAGCACAUCCCCAAGGCUCUCUCCCCAACUGGAAACAUCACCAGUGCUCCACGCAACUUCACUGUCUUUGGUCUUGAUGACGAGUACCAAGAUGAAGGAACACUCCUGGGAAACUACAUAUAUGAGGAGGAUGGGGAGUCACUGCAAAUCUUCCCUGUCAAGGAGAAGAACGACAAGGCCUUCCAGAUCAUUGAGGUUCGGGUCCUGUCGAACUGGGGUCACCCAGAAUACACCUGUCUGUACCGCUUCAGAGUCCACGGAGAACCUCGCUCCGAGUGAACCAACCACCUUACACUUCAAUAAACAUGAUCUAGCACUAUCUGUACAUAGCUCUCACCAGCUUCUUUAAUACAGGGGGCGUGGCCGUGUUUGUAGGAAAGCCAUGAAGAUGGAAGGUGUUGAUGGUUAAAGCAGUGUGGAGAGAUGGAAUAAUGGUUUUAUAAUUAGGAAAGAACCAGAGGAAGGUUUGUGUUCAGGUCCUGAAAGUCACAGAGAGAAUGGAACGUGCAGCAAGAAGCUACAAGUCCUCUUUUCAUUGCACUGAACAAGCUGAUGGGGGGGCUCACAGGCUCCCCCGAGCAGACUAGUCCAUCCCCACUUCUUCAGGAGGGCGAACAUUUGGAAUGGGGGAGACAGACUCAUCUCAACCAUCAUUUUUUUUUUUCAGCUCUUCUCACCAAUCGUGUUUAGGAUUGACACCACUUCAUGUCUGCCUGAGAUGAUGCCCAGGUCCACAGACUUAUAAAAUUCACUACAUCAUGGGCUUGGCCUUAUUCUUCACCACAACCAUCCAUAGACUUUAUUAUCUUUUAAGGACCUGAACGCGCUGCCUGCAGACGAGCUCUGAAUGUUGGAUCAACUGCUGGCUUGACACAAGUUUAUUUUAAUCACAGAGACACUAAAACCACUGAGAACGUGGCUCCUCACUAUGUAAUAUAGAUCAAAUGUGUCUGAUUAUGGCUAGACAUGCAGGAAGAAUACACUAAGCUUUUACAUGCAUCAUGCAUGUGAAGAGUAUGUUUUAUUCUCUUUCCCUUUACUUAAACACUCUUCACACUUCUCUGAGACCCAGAAGGAAUGUAACUAGUCUACUUCAUUGUUCAUAGUUGGUCUUUUUAUGAUAUCUACUUUUAUCAGUGUUGCUUUAUGAAAAUAAUCUUGUCUCAUUAAUAAUACCAUCAUAUUCCUAUUAUUUCUACUGAUGUUCAUUGUGUUUGCUUUUUUAUUUUCUUUUGGAGGGUUGGAAUCAAGAUGCACUGCAGCAGCUUGUCGGCAAAUGGUUUGAGGUUUUUAUUUGUUUUAUAAGAAAGAGUUAUUGUAACCAGUUGCGGAUGCAACUGUGGCUGAGUCUAAAAUGAUAUUUGUGUAAAAAUGUUUUGUUCACAAUUUUAUUUAUUUACAAGAUAAUUGGUGGCUGCAAAUUCUGAAUUGCUGCAGUGUAUAUUUUGUCGAAAGAUGUUCAGUGCAUUUUUGAAAUCUUUGGGAUUUUUUUAAAGAUAAAUGGCUAUUUUUGUUUAGUCAUGAAAUGACUUAACUGCUUUGGAAUAUAUUCCAAUAAAGACUUUAAUUUUGA
Nothobranchius furzeri (turquoise killifish) is the source of this 5913-nucleotide messenger RNA. It is a transcript of the gene sun1b, whose product is annotated as Sad1 and UNC84 domain containing 1b. Gene Ontology annotation, molecular function: protein-membrane adaptor activity. Gene Ontology annotation, cellular component: meiotic nuclear membrane microtubule tethering complex; nuclear envelope. The record is from RefSeq and is a predicted model, not a curated record. NCBI's taxonomy places the organism in Eukaryota, Metazoa, Chordata, Actinopteri, Cyprinodontiformes, Nothobranchiidae.